This is a messenger RNA of Humulus lupulus (European hop), 1116 nucleotides long. RefSeq lists its product as uncharacterized. The record is from RefSeq and is a predicted model, not a curated record. The transcript is spliced from 2 exons. The coding region runs from base 1 to 1116 and encodes 371 amino acids. Lineage: Eukaryota; Viridiplantae; Streptophyta; Magnoliopsida; Rosales; Cannabaceae.
AUGAGUGGAAAAGAAUUGGACGCUCCUACAGUUGAGAAGAAAAAGGUUAAUGAGAUCCCAAUGAAUGGUGAGAAAGAAGAAGACAAGCAAAAGGAGGAGAAUCUGAGGAAAGAGCCAUUGGUGGCUAAUCCGGGUUCAAUUACUUUUCUGGAAAACCCACCCAAGAUUACUACUCCAUUACCAUUUCCUCAAAGAUUUCACAAUAAGGCGAUUGAUGAAAAAUAUGCAAAGUUCUUGAAUAUUUUCAAGAAAAUAAAUAUUAACAUUCUGUUUGUAGAUGCCCUUGAACAAAUUCCAAACUACGCUAACUUUAUGAAGGAGGUGAUGCCUAAGAAGCGUAAGUUAGAGGAUUAUGAAACAAUGAAUCUAAUAGAAGAAUGUAGUGCCAUUAUCAAGAGACAGUUACUGGAAAAGUUGAAAGAUCUGGGAAGUUUUACAAUUCCAUGCGUUAUUGGUGAACUACAUAUUGAGAAGGCCUUGUAUUGUUCUUUGAUGUAUCCUAGAGGUAUCAUUGAAGAUGUUCUAGUGAAGAUUGAUAGAUUCAUUUUUCCGGUUGAUUUUGUUGUACUUGACAUGGAGGAAGACCAAGAAAUUAUGAUAAUCUUGGGAAGACCUUUCCUAGCAACUGGGAAAGCUUUAAUUGAUGUACGUGAUGGUAACUUGACUCUAAGGGUGAAUGGCAAAGAAGUAAAGUUCAACAUUAGUAAUGCUAUGAAGUUUCCCAAGGAGCAAGUGGAUUGUAAGAGAGUGGAUGUAGUUACUCCAUGCUUAAGAGACUUUUUCAAGACCAUGGUUCAUAAUGAUCCUUUGGAACUAUGUUUGACAACGCCGAUUUCUAAAGAGGACCUUGGAGUGGAUUUGGGAAUGAAUGAUAUGGAGGUGGUUGAUAGUGUCUUUGCUUUAGAAGCAUUACCAGUAGAAAAUGAGGUGUCUAAGAAGGGAGAUAUCUAUAAGGCUCCAACUCUUGAUAAUAGCUUAGAGAAAAAGAAUACUACUAGUGAUGGGCUUGUUUUGAAGAAAUUACCCGCUCAUCUUAGGUAUGCAUUUUUGGGAGAUGGAUCUACCAUUAAUCAUAAUAAUUUCGUAAUCAUUGCACGUGGGUCUGUUUCUUAUUAA